This is a messenger RNA of Mytilus californianus (California mussel), 8039 nucleotides long. RefSeq names its product ankyrin-1-like. The transcript has 11 exons. The coding region runs from base 193 to 4275 and encodes 1360 amino acids. Gene Ontology annotation, cellular component: ciliary inversin compartment. Gene Ontology annotation, molecular function: protein binding. Lineage: Eukaryota; Metazoa; Mollusca; Bivalvia; Mytilida; Mytilidae. Gene Ontology annotation, biological process: protein localization to ciliary inversin compartment. The record is from RefSeq and is a predicted model, not a curated record.
UGUAAUGUUUAGUCGUCAAUUCUACCAUAACAAAUUAACAAUGGAUACUAUGUAAAUGUAUUAACUUGAAUUCAUCAUGUUUGCGAAGUAAAUUGUAAAUAACCACUAUUUCAAAAAUCUGAAAAAGAAACAAGCUGUUGAAUAAAUCUUAUAGAAAACACCUGCUGUUGAAUAUUGUAUCAUCACAGAGAUAUGAAGUAUUUGUUGCCGUUGGUGAUUCUAAUUUAUAACUGUCUAAUGAUACAAGGUGUUUUGGAAUGGACGGUUGUUGGUAAGGUUACAGAAUAUGGACAAAAUGUGACUUUAUUUUGCAAUGUUCCAAACUGCUGUCCCAAAGAUGCUGGAUGGGAUAGGUGGACUCCAGAACAACGGACACUGUUUAUAGAUGUCAAAACAGGACGACCUAAUGAAAAGUAUGAUGGGAAGGUUGAGAAAGAUGGAUACACCUUAAUUAUUCAAAACCUGACUAAAAAUGAUCUUAAUGUGUCGUAUUCCUGCUUGUAUGGUGUAACAUUCGGAGAAAGUAAAUAUCUACUGGAAGAAGACGUUUUCACCUUCAUAAGUAGUACACAACCCAAUGUUACCAGUGGAUUAUCUCAAGGUGAACUAGCUGCUUUAAUAACUGGAGUUAUUGUGUUAGUGUCAGUGUCAGUGACAAUUUCCAUUUGUUUUGGGAGACGUCUAAGAAAGAAAAGAAACGAUACAAAUGAAAACAAGAUUGUAGAGUAUAAAGUAAGAGAUGGGAAAAAGCUUGAACCUGCUGAAGUAAAUCCAUUAAUCAUUUCAGAAAAAGAAGAACAUUCAAAUCUUAAAGAGAAAAUAAAGAAAAUAGAAACUGAACAGAAAAAAGUAAUUCCAAAAAAUAUUACAGAUCAGAUACAAAGACAAAUAAAAGACUGGGAGGAGAAAGAUAAGAUGUUCGUGUCUACCAGAGCCAGUGAUUACGUCAUGGAAUGUUUACAGGACAACAGUUGCUUGACAUUAACUGCCCCAUCGGGAGUUGGAAAAUCAUUUAUUGCAAGACACACAGCACUUCUGUUAAAGAAGGAAGGAUACAAUAUAAUACCAGUGUACUCACCAACAGACAUAAGAGAUUAUUAUCAGCCUGGUAAACAGACAGUCUUCAUUGUAGAUGAUAUUUGUGGAAAUUUCAGUGCCAACCAACAACAGAUUGAUAACUGGAAACAACUGCUACCUGUGAUAAACACAAUUAUUGCAGACAAAUGUUGUAAGAUAAUUGUAUCGUGUAGGUUACAAGUCUAUAAAGAUGAAAAGUUUAAUAUAUUAUCACCUUUUAAGUCUUGUGAAUGUAACUUAAUAUCAGAUAAGUUAUGUCUUACGUCUGUAGAGAAAACAAACAUAGCAAAUACUUAUAUUGGUACAAGCAUGAAAGAUAUUCAUGAUUUAUCACAAAACUGUGAUUUUUUUCCACUAUUGUGUAGUUUAUAUCAUGAAAAAAAAGAUGUAGAUGUAAAAGAAUUUUUCAAAAAUCCUUUUGCUGUCUAUAAAAAUGAGCUAGACAGGUUAAGUGAGCAUGGUGAUGAAGAGAAAUAUAAAAUAUGUAGUCUUGCUUUAUGUGUUCUCUUUAAUAAUCACCUUGACGAAAAAUGGUUCUUGGGUAAAGUUACAAAGAGGCAAAAACAGAUCAUAAAAGACACAUAUAAUGCUUGUGGAUUGGACAGAGGAAUAUCCAAGGUAAAACUGCAACAUGCCCUUGACACCCUAGUUGGUACAUUUAUCUGUAAACAGAUUGGUAUUUAUAGAACUAUACAUGAUAAAGUAUUUGACUUUCUUGCUCAUUAUUUUGGUCAGAAAAUGAUUGAAUGUUUAAUAGAUCAUGGUGAUAGUGGUUUAGUACAUGAACGUUUCAUCUGGCAGAAAUUACCAGGUGACAUGGCCAGUAACAUAGACUUCAUUAUAGAAAUACCAGAUGAUUAUUUAGAAUCAUAUUUAGAAAGGUUUAUAAAAGACUGGUCAGCAGGAAAGGUGGCAGAUGUAUUCAGUAACAAUAAUAUUAAGGACUCAUCAUUCAGACAAAAGUUAUUACAGUACUUAAAACAACUACAUAAACCACAACAAGUAACAUUAGCCAAUACCAAGGAUACAGUGAUACCAAAGGAGAACUGUGCAUCAGGUACUACUCCACUGGUAUGGAAUUGUUAUGAUGGUUAUACUGAUGUGGUUCAGUGGUUGUUAUGUAAUGACGUAGAUGUGAAUCAGUGUAGAGAUGAUGGGGUUACUGGACUGAUCAUGGCAAGUCAUGAAGGACAUACUGAUAUAGUAAAGUUACUGUUAGAGAAGGGUCCUAAUGUUGAUCUAUGUAACAAGAAUGGCUGUAGUCCUCUGUACAAGGCAAGUCAGAAUGGACAUACUGAUAUAGUAAAGUUACUGUUAGAGAGGAAUCCUAAUGUUGAUCUAUGUAACAAUGAAGACUGUAGUCCUCUGUUACUGGCAAGUCAGGAAGGACAUACUGAUGUAGUAAAGUUACUGUUAGAGAGGAAUCCUAAUGUUGAUCUAUGUAACAAGGAUGGCUGUAGUCCUCUGAACAUGGCAAGUCAGGAAGGACAUACUGAUGUAGUAAAGUUACUGUUAGAGAGGAAUCCUAAAGUUGAUCUAUGUAACAAUGAAGACUGUAGUCCUCUGUAUAUGGCAAGUCAUAAUGGACAUACUGAUAUAGUAAAGUUACUGUUAGAGAGGAAUCCUAAUGUUGAUCUAUGUAACAAUGAUGACUGUAGUCCUCUGUACAUCGCAAGUCAGAAUGGACAUACUGAUAUAUUAAAGUUACUGUUAGAGAGGAAUCCUAAUGUUGAUCUAUGUAACAAUGAAGACUGUAGUCCUCUGUAUAUGGCAAGUCAUAAUGGACAUACUGAUAUAGUAAAGUUACUGUUAGAGAGGAAUCCUAAUGUUGAUCUAUGUAACAAGAAUGGCUGUAGUCCUCUGUACAAGGCAAGUCAAGAAGGACAUACUGAUAUAGUAAAGUUACUGUUAGAGAGGAAUCCUAAUGUUGAUCUAUGUUACAAUGAAGACUGUAGUCCUCUGUUACUGGCAAGUCAGGAAGGACAUACUGAUGUAGUAAAGUUACUGUUAGAGAGGAAUCCUAAUGUUGAUCUAUGUAACAAGGAUGGCUGUAGUCCUCUGAACAUGGCAAGUCAGGAAGGACAUACUGAUGUAGUAAAGUUACUGUUAGAGAGGAAUCCUAAUGUUGAUCUAUGUAACAAGGAUGACUGUAGUCCUCUGUACAUCGCAAGUCAGAAUGGAAAUACUGAUAUAGUAAAGUUACUGUUAGAGAGGAAUCCUAAUGUUGAUCUAUGUAACAAUGAAGACUGUAGUCCUCUGAACAUGGCAAGUCAGGAAGGACAUACUAAUGUAGUAAAGUUACUGUUAGAGAGGAAUCCUAAUGUUGAUCUAUGUAACAAGAAUGACAUUAGUCCUCUGUGCAAGGCAAGUAAUAACGGAAAUACUGAUAUAGUAAAGUUACUGUUAGAGAGGAAUCCUAAUGUUGAUCUAUGUGACAAUGAUGGCUGUAGUCCUCUCUACUGGGCAAGUCAGAAUGGACAUACUGAUAUAGUAAAGUUACUGUUAGAGAGGAAUCCUAAUCCUAAUGUUGAUCUAUGUGACAAUAAUGGUGUUACACCCCUGAUCAGUUCUUGUAUUCAUAACCACACCAGUAUAGUCCAAUUAUUAGUUAAACAUAAACCAAACAUUAAUACCAAAACAAUGUUUGGUAAUAGUGCCAUAUAUUACAGUGUACAGAAUGGACGCAUAGAUAUAACAAAGUUACUGUUAGAGAACAAUGCUGACUGUAAUAUAUGUAUCCAUAGUAAACAAGAUUUAACAGAUACAUUUACUAACCAUCCAAAGUACACAUUAGAUCAAGUAAAACAAGAAUUAUUUAAUAACCUUGUAAUGUAUACUCCAUCACAUGUAGCAGCCUAUAUCAGAAAGAAUUCAGUAGAGUAUGCCUUUGAUGUAGUAGCUGGUUCUUCUCCAUUACACAUAGCCUGUUUUAAGGGUAGCAUAGAUGUAGUCCGUUGUCUUCUGAACCACAAUGCUAACAUUAACAUGACAAAAGAAGAUGGAACAACACCAUUAUUUUAUGCAUGUGAAGUAGGACAUGAGGAUAUUGUACGUUUAUUAUUAGAUAAAGGUGCAGAUACACAGAUAUGUAGACUUGAUGGGAAAUCCCCUUUACAGAUUUCUACAGAUAAUGGACAUACUUCUAUAGUAAUGAUAUUAACAAAUCACACAAAGAAGGAGGACAAAGUUUCUUCUUAAAUCUUGUUCUUUAGUCAGUGGUUCUUUAUGACAUGUUAAAAAACAUGUAAGGGAAGUUGAAACGUUUUCUUUUAAACUCUUGUUCUUUAGUCGGUGGUUCUUUAUGACAUGUGAAAAACAUGCAAGGGAUGUUGGAAUGUUUCCUUCUAAAUUUUUGUUAAUUGACAAUUAAUAGUGUUUGCAAAAUCAAAUACAUAAUAAAAUGUGGCUGGAACAUGCUCUCUUGCUUAAACCACAUGCUAACUAAAACCCGGAUGAAGUAACAAUGGGGCAAAUCUAGUACAAGGCGUUAUCAAUUAGGUACAAUGAGAGUUGCCUUCCAUUGUACGCCUUUAGUCAGUGGUUGGUUAAUACAUGUAAAAGCAUGCAGCGAAAGACGAAAAACCUUCUUUUGUUAUUUUCUUGUUGAUAGUGUUUGUUUAAUAUGUUUGAUAUCUACUGCUAUUCAUUCCCUUACUUUCUCUUCCUUUCUUCACAUUACAUGAAUAUUUCUUAAUUUUAUGACCAGGAAUAAAAGAAACAUUUUAGAUUUAGAUACAGUAAAAGCAUUUUGUUGAUGCCAAUGAAUAAAACUGUAGACAUUGUAAUUCUAUCAUUAUACUUAGUUGUUUUCAUUUACUUCAUUGUAAUGUGAUGAGUCAGGUCAGUUUUUGUCUUAUUUGAUUUUCAAUUUAAAUGUUCAAUAUUUUACUGAUUGUAUGAUAUACCUUUUAUAUACUGUAUACAUAUAUAGACUACCAUUUUAUGUGUAUUGCUAUGUUGGUUACUGAUUGUAUGAUAUACCUUUUAUAUACUGUAUACAUAUAUAGACUACCAUUUUAUGUGUAUUGCUAUGUUGGUUACUGAUUGUAUGAUAUACCUUUUAUAUACUGUAUACAUAUAUAGACUACCAUUUUAUGUGUAUUGCUAUGGUGGUUACUGAUUGUAUGAUAUACCUUUUAUAUACUGUAUACAUAUAUAGACUACCAUUUUAUGUGUAUUGCUAUGGUGGUUACUGAUUGUAUGAGAUACCUUUUAUAUACUGUAUACAUAUAUAGACUACCAUUUUAUGUGUAUUGCUAUGGUGGUUACUGAUUGUAUGAUAUACCUUUUAUAUACUGUAUACAUAUAUAGACUACCAUUUUAUGUGUAUUGCUAUGUUGGUUACUGAUUGUAUGAGAUACCUUUUAUAUACUGUAUACAUAUAUAGACUACCAUUUUAUGUGUAUUGCUAUGUUGGUUACUGAUUGUAUGAUAUACCUUUUAUAUACUGUAUACAUAUAUAGACUACCAUUUUAUGUGUAUUGCUAUGUUGGUUACUGAUUGUAUGAGAUACCUUUUAUAUACUGUAUACAUAUAUAGACUACCAUUUUAUGUGUAUUGCUAUGGUGGUUACUGAUUGUAUGAUAUACCUUUUAUAUACUGUAUACAUAUAUAGACUACCAUUUUAUGUGUAUUGCUAUGUUGGUUACUGAUUGUAUGAUAUACCUUUUAUAUACUGUAUACAUAUAUAGACUACCAUUUUAUGUGUAUUGCUAUGGUGGUUACUGAUUGUAUGAUAUACCUUUUAUAUACUGUAUACAUAUAUAGACUACCAUUUUAUGUGUAUUGCUAUGGUGGUUACUGAUUGUAUGACAAACCUUAUAUACUGUAUACAUAUAUAGACUACCAUUUUAUUUUUAUUGCUAUGUUGGUUCAUAUUUUCUAUUGUGUAUUUAUUCCUUUGUAUAUUUUGGCUUACAUGACAAACCCCUAUAUUUUUUGUUUGGUUUUGUUUUGAUGUUGUUGGGGUACUGUCUAAUUGUAAGACAUAUUGUACUUAACAGAACUAAUUAAAUUGACACGUAAUAACAAUAUGUUCCACCGAAAAAUACAGUUAACUAUCCAGUUUUUAGAUUCAGGAAAGCUGUGACACAAAAUGUUUAUUUGGUUUUGUUGUGAUGUUGGAGUUCUGUCUAAUUUCAAGAUAUAUAUGUUGUAUUUGAUAAAACUUAUUGAAUUGACACAUAAUAACCAUAUGUUCCACCGAAAAUACAAUUAUCUAUCCAGUCUUUACAGGAAAGAUGUGACAGUGACACAGAAUGUUUAUUUGUUUUGCAACAAAUUCUUAUCAUGCUACCAAAUAUAUAUUGUAUCUCAGCAGGUCUGAAAGGCCUUGUGAGAUCUGUCAUCACUUUGGUUCCAGUGUCUGUUUUCCUAUCCAAGUCUGUUGACACACCAGCUAAAAAAAUUUAAAAAGACAUAUGGCCAACAUUUACGAUAUAUAUACAAUAGGAGAAAAAGUUCUGUUUUGAAUAUAUCAUCUGUAGAUAAAUGUCUUGCCCAUUUUAACUGAUAUCUUUAUAGGGGCAUUAGCUGUCAAAUUCAUGUUCACCGGUUUGACUCAAAUUCUCAUGUUUGAUUUAUAACAUCCUAAAACGUAUAUCCAAAUAAUAAAAAGUCUAAAAUAAACAAUUUACGAUGCACGAACUCGAUAAAAUGUAUCAGCAUUUCGUGUGUAUUUCGUCUAGACGCCAUCUAAUUAACCAUCGAAGUGACCUACGAAGACUGCCGACGAUCAUAUAACCCGAUGUCAACAUAAACAGAGAUAUAAAUAGAUAGCAAACUUGUGCAGUUGGAUUUUUCUAGGUCUGUUUGAUUUCAUAUUAUAGGUUUAAAAAAUACCUGUAUAACAGUCAGCUUUUGUAGAUCGAAUCAGUCAACCAAAUGGUUUACCCUUGUUUCACUUCCAAUGUUGAAAUUCUUUUCUUUUUGAUAGCUGAACAUGCUAGUUCAUGCAUUACCCAUCUCUAGCUAAGGGGUUCAAUUGAAGUUCACAUGAAUAAGGAUUUAAUGAGGUCGAAUUAUUCACUUGCAAGUGAAUAAUUUAUUAGCGAUGUUUCUUUGCUUAUUUUGACAAAACUGAACCAAACUGGCUGCUUAAAGCGAAUUAUUAUAUCACUAUUUCACUUUCAUUAAUGAUUGAACAAAAAAAAUCAUACUUUAGUUUUUUCUAUAUCUCGUAGCUAAUGCCCCAUUAAUAGAUAUAUAUUUUCAUAUGAUUGGGUUGAAUAUUUUGGAUUCUUUUUUCUGAUGUAACUUUGAGUCUUUAUAUUAGUGAAAUAGAACUGACAAUGAUUUUUGUUUUAUAUUUUAUGACCAGCUGGAUUUUAACAUGAUUGACAUUCUCAGUAAGGACCUUGCACAAAUGUGAACAAAAAAAUCAGUAAAGCAGGAAAGAAAUUUCAAUGUGUGCACUCUUGUUCGAGAUUUUCAAUGUGUGCACUCUUGUUUGAGAUUUUUAAUGUGUGCACUCUUGUUUGAGAUUUUUAAUGUGUGCACUCUUGUUUGAGAUUUUUAAUGUGUGCACUCUUGUUUGAGAUUUUUAAUGUGUGCACUCUUGUUUGAGAUUUUUAAUGUGUGCACUCUUGUUGCAGAUUCUAUUUAUCUUAUUGUUUCGUCAUUCUAUAUAACAUUGUAGAGUAAAGCAUCAAUAGGAAAUGAAUUUUCAGCAUCACAUCUCUGAUCGUUUUCAUGACCCCCCCCCCUUAAAACAAGUUAAUGUCCAACAUCACAGUAUUUACUGUCUUUAGAGGUCAUGUAAGCAAUGCAGACUGUGGUUAACAGCUAAAUGCCUUGUAAAGUUAUAAUUUAUAAUUAUUAGUUACAACUUAAACUGAUCUUAAUAACUUUUGAUUGUUUGAUUUUUUUAUUGUCUACAUUGUAAUAUAGUUAUACAAAAAAGUCAUAUUGUUGAUAUAAUAUGUCUCAGAAAAAACAAUCAUAAUAAAAUCAUUUAUUAGUUU